AUGGACUGUCUUAAUUCUAGAGUUGAUAGACGUCUAAGUCAAUUAUUUGAAGUGGUUAAUAAGAACAAAAGUGAUUUUGAUGAGUUUAGAAGAUUUUUAACUACACUAAUAAUCCAAUCUAGAGCUCUGUCAUUAUAUGGUGGGAAUUCAAACCCCAAUAGCAAUUUCGGAAAUUUAAGUUCAUCUCCCGCCGGCGGCGGAAAUGGUCAGCCACGGCAAGAUAACCUCUUUCCGCCGAUGACAAACCAACCAACUCCUCACCGCAUGAAUCGCGGCGAGAUUCCUGCCACUACUCAAGUGGAAGGGAUACCCAAUGUGGGAGUUGGAGAAAUUCCCCCACGUCGUGAAAAUUUGGGAGUUACACAUUCUGCUCCAGUGGAACCGCCACCCAUACCCAUACCAAUGGCAAGGCCCUAUACGGUGCCUGCUCACAUGGGAGGGGGAGUAGGCUUAGGUGGGGGGGGGGGGAUCAAGUUCCUCCGAGAGCAUACCCAACACCCAUGCCACCCCAUUUCAAUGGGCAUGACAUGGACCCCAUGGGUUUCGUACCCCAAGGGGGGCAACCAGGGGGGCAUGAUCCCAACACUCUAA
Molecule: messenger RNA, 591 nt
Organism: Linum tenue
Lineage: Eukaryota; Viridiplantae; Streptophyta; Magnoliopsida; Malpighiales; Linaceae
Source: the annotation of a GenBank genome assembly